Molecule: messenger RNA, 1677 nt
Organism: Chelonus insularis
Lineage: Eukaryota; Metazoa; Arthropoda; Insecta; Hymenoptera; Braconidae
Gene: Rbbp5
Product: retinoblastoma binding protein 5
Exons: 7
Coding region: 122-1519 (465 amino acids)
Cellular component (GO): Set1C/COMPASS complex
Molecular function (GO): protein binding
Source: RefSeq, a predicted model, not a curated record
UUAGCAAAGUUUUUAAUGGAAUUACAAUUUGUUAACAUUGGAUGUUCCUUUAAUUAAUUACAAUUUCUCUUUAUUGAUAACAUGAUUGACUAUCAAUAAAAAUUCUUUAAAAAUUUUGAAAAUGAACUUAGAGCUUUUAGAAUCUUUCGGUCAAAAUUACCCGGAGGAAUUUGAUGGAACCUUGGAUUGCAUUUCUCUUGCUGUAACUUGUACAUUCAAUAAAAGAGGAACUUUAUUAGCAGUUGGAUGCAAUGAUGGUCGAAUUGUUAUAUGGGAUUUUCUGACCAGAGGAAUUGCUAAAAUAAUUAGUGCUCAUGUUCAUCCUGUCUGUUCAUUGAGCUGGUCAAGAAAUGGACAUAAAUUACUUAGUGCUUCAACUGACAAUAAUGUUUGUAUUUGGGACGUUUUGUCUGGCGAAUGUGAUCAAAAAUAUCGAUUUCCAUCACCUAUUUUAAAAGUUCAAUUUCAUCCUAGAAACCAAAAUCAGUUUUUAGUAUGUCCGAUGAGACAUGCAGCGGUUAUGGUUGACAUUGAAGGAACUCAUCGAGUUAUUCCUCUAGAUGAAGAUAGCGAUUUAAAUAUUGUAGCAUCAUUUGAUAGACGAGGAUCUUAUGUAUAUACUGGUAAUGCUCGAGGUAGAAUUCUCGUACUUGAUUCUGAAACAUUAACAGUAAAAGCUUCUUACAAAAUAUCUCAAGGCACAGCUAGUAAUACAGCUGUUAAAAGUAUUGAAUUUGCUCGACGUGGCUCAUGCUUCCUCGUUAAUACUUCCGAUAGAGUUAUUCGUGUAUACGACAGUACAGAAAUCCUGGCUUGUGGUAAAGAUGGAGAACCAGAGCCUAUUCAAAAACUUCAAGAUUUAGUAAAUAAAACAAUGUGGAAAAAAUGUUGCUUUUCCGGAGAUGGUGAAUAUGUUUGUGCAGGGUCAGCCAGACAACAUGCAUUAUAUAUUUGGGAGAAAAGCAUUGGAAAUUUGGUGAAAAUUUUACACGGAACUAAAGGAGAACUUCUACUCGAUGUUGUGUGGCAUCCAGUUAGACCAAUAAUUGCAUCUAUAUCAUCAGGAGUAGUGUCAAUUUGGGCUCAGAAUCAAGUAGAAAAUUGGUCUGCAUUUGCUCCGGAUUUUAAAGAGCUUGAUGAAAACGUAGAAUAUGAAGAACGAGAGAGUGAAUUUGAUUUAAGUGAUGAAGAUAAAUCAGUUGUACAAGGAGAAGAGGCUCAGGAUGAAGAGAUUGAAGUAGAUGUUGCGGCAAUUGACAGAGUUGCUGCCUUUUGUAGUUCAGAUGAAGAAACUGAAGAUGUUGGAUCUCUACAAUUUUUACCGAUUUCACCAGAUGUUGAAGAACCCGAAGAUAAUCAAACUGCAGUACACGAGCCUCCUCCAAAAAAGCAUCGAUCUCAUGAUAUUCAUCUACAAGGAGCACCUGUCGAUGAAAUACAUCCACUGCUAAGCAAAAACAAAGACAAACCUGCAGCAAAAAAAGGAAGACCUCGACUCGAACACCGUAGAGGAAAAUAAAUGAAUUUAUAUUUUAUAAUAAAAUUUAAUCUUUUCAGUAAACAACAUGGAAGCACAUAAAAAUGGUGUAUUAUGAAAUAAUACUAAACUAUGUUAACUUCAGCUUCAUGUAAUACAGAUUCGUUAAUAAGUUUUGUAAUUACUAAAAUGAAAUUAUU